Haplochromis burtoni (Burton's mouthbrooder) is the source of this 5629-nucleotide messenger RNA. RefSeq lists its product as uncharacterized. The transcript has 4 exons. Bases 1849 to 4551 code for a protein of 900 amino acids. The record is from RefSeq and is a predicted model, not a curated record. NCBI's taxonomy places the organism in Eukaryota, Metazoa, Chordata, Actinopteri, Cichliformes, Cichlidae.
UUUGCCCCACUGUAAGUAAGAUAGGGAAUCAUUAACUGUUAGCCACAGACUGUAGGGUCAGUGGGUCUGACUGUAUUUCAAUGUUGAAUCCCGACCUUCAUAUCCCCUGUGGACCUUGAUAUCCCUGCUUGUUCAACAACAAGAAACCAAAAACUGUAUCAUGCAUGAACUCAAAAUGAGGUAAAUAUGACACUGCUGAUAGAAAUUUCUCAUUCCUGUCCCAUAAUGCACUGGGAAAUCAGAAGGAAAAGGCCAAUACAGAACUUGCUGGAGAAUCAUCAGAAUUUUACAUUUUCUUUAACAUCAAGUAAUCUAGUAGAAGUGGUCUGUAAAUGAAUGGUUAUCUUAAAAAAAAAACCCUGUAAACAGCUCAAUCAGGAAAAACUGGGACUCCAAGUCUGACAUUACAAAGAUUCAAUUUAUGAGGCCCCCUUUAAUCUGAUGCAUGUGCUUUAACUCAGAGAACCAAAAACGGCUGUGUUAGCUUAGCUUAGCUUUAUCAGCAAUUUGUACUUGGAAUGGGAGAAAUUCCUUCAUGUGUUCAGCCAUGGAGUAACAACCACCGGGACAGAUCGUAAAUAAUAUGGGGUCACCUUAAUGGGUUCCUGAAUGAAAGAAGAAAUUUCAUUCGCGUAGACACCUUCUCUGAUUUUAUUAAAGAAAUGGAGGGCAAAUGCAAGCUACCUGAGGGAAAAAAGAGCUGGAGUACAAAAACGAAAAUAUUGAAGCAACAGAAGGCAGAUGUGACUAAAGUUAACGAUGUACACAUCCAAGUUGAAGUACUCAAGGAGCAGAAGGAAUUUGAGAGUAAGAAACAUCUGGAAGAGAUAAGAACUGGAGCAGAAAUACAAAGAUCUGGAGGAGAAGGAUAAACUUCUGCAGAAAAAACAUCAGCUCCAGGAGAAAUGUAUGCAGCCUUAAGAGCCGGAGAACAUAAAAAGUCAGUAUGCACAGCUGGGGGAAAAAAAUAAACAGCUGGAGCUCGAACACCAAAUAAUGGAGAAAAAGAUCCAUCUGGAAGUAUCAGAACUGGAAACAAAGUUAAAAGAUGCACACAUGAUCAUUGAAAUAGAGGAUGAUUGCAAGAAAAAUCUGGAAAACUGGAGGAAAUGCUGAAAUAUUCAAAGAAAAGAUGCAACUGGAAAAUGAGCGCAAAGAAAUGGAGAUCAAAAAGUUUGAGUUGGGUUGGCGAUGUGUCGGGUUCUUUAAUCAACUCCCCAGCUUGAAUAAUUCUGUUGGGUUAUAGUUUGGGUAGCUUUGAUCAAAUAUUAGUUCAAACUUUUACUAUCAUCCUCCAUCUAUCAGCCACAUCUUGCUAGCGCUGGUUCAUGUUAUAGCAGUAUUCAUAUAAAAAUGUGUUAAACAAAAAAAAAGAAAAAUGCUGUUGCUAGAUAGCCAAGCUACAUUCACUACAUAAUGACAUUUGGGGAAAGCACUGCUUUCAUCUAAUUCUUGUAUUUACAGCAUUAAAGUAGUCUUUAGCAGUUUUAUCAACUAAAUAAACACUGCAUAUCUGUGAACUAAUCAUAAGUUAUCUACAGUAUUUUUGCAAGAAGCAAAAUGUUUCUGUUUAAAAAAUGACUUUUUUGAUGUUAAUUCAUCAAAGUUAUGUAAAAAUCACAUGAAGCAUUCUGUUACAUUACAUACAUUGGGGGGUGGGGGGUUGCUGUGUAGGACCAACGACAGUAUUUACCAAGAGUCAGACUCCAUAUUUUCACUUUGCAGCGGGUCAUUCAGCUCUUUGGGCUCACUCACUGCAGGUCAUUUGAACUGUGUGCUGCUGCUUAAAGAUGCGGAUUUUGUUUGUUCACAUGACAUAGAGUAGAGAAGGGCACAUGAGCUAAGAAGAUGAGCUGGAUCAUUCAUAUUUCCAUUGAGGUUAGUACUAUCACGCACAGGGGAAGACCACAGCACUGCAAUCAGGCAACGCAGACAGAACACCACAAACUGCUUCAAAGACGUUUCAACAUGGAAGCAAGAGGUCCUAGACGCAGCCCUCAAAGUCUACUUUCUGAUGAUGACAGUGGUCUGUGGAUGAAGAUGGAUUCAAACCAUGUGAGCAACCACACAGAGAAUUUUUCAGCAACCUCUGAAGACAAAAUCACAAUGAUCUCUGCUGCUCCCACUGCUAUAAUGAGGUACUACAGUGUGAUGGAUGAUGAAGGUGCAGAUGAUGUCUUCAUCCCUCCUCCACCUCGCACGUCUACAUCGCUGCCAGCAGAGAAAAGCACAGGUGCAACAGCAAGUAAGUCUGGUGUGACCCUUUCAGUUGACGCAACAGAGGCUGAAGCUAAUCCAAGAGGCUUAGACUUGUCUCAUAGUGAGGAGCAGUUAAUGGUAGCACGAAACGAGCUGGAUGAAGAGGUGACUGCAAGUGCAGUGCAGUUGUCUAUGGCCAACAUAUCCAAUGAACAAGACUCCUCUCCACCAACUUAUCAAGAACAACAAUCCAUGGAUGUGACUGGCUGUCUGAUGGAAACUGGUUAUGAUACAGAUCGAAGACCUUACGGGAAUAACGCAACAGAGAAUGACAAACCAGAGGACAUUGUAAUUAUAAGUGAAGAACAGGGAAACUGCUGGGAAGCCAAUACGGAGGAAGACAAUUACCCAAAACAAACACAUUCAAACCACAGAGAAGACUCUGAGAAUCAGAUCCAUUUAGACAAAGACGGAGACAAAAUAAAACACAAGGACAUUGGUGAUUUUGAUGAAACAGACUUAAAACUAUUAAGAGAAAGUAUAGCUAUCGAGAGUGUGGAGGCAAAUUCCGAUGAUGAUUUCAAGCUCUGUAAAUGCAACCAAAACAGGACCGAUACAGCAACCAGUCAGGCACAGGCUGCUGACUUCCAAACAGAUACGGACAAAGACAAUGAAGAGCAUGAUGACCGUGCAUCUUUGGACUAUAACCUCAUAAAGUAUGACUGUGUGAGGAAAGAAAGCGGCAGCACAGAAAUGCAAGUGCUAUCCAGUUCCAAAGGUUCUGAAGAAAGAGAGACAAUGGGGGAGCAAGAGGAUGGAAGCAGGAAAAUAUCUACUGAUAUCCAACAAGGUGAGCAACUGCUUCAUCGUCUGCAGCUGGUACAGCUACGACAUGAUGUGAAAAUGUCAGAGAACGCUGAUACCCAACAGCAGGCUGUCAUGAUGGAUGAAAAAAAGGGCAUGUUUGGGACUGAAACAGAGAAUAUACCUAGUGAAGAAGAGAGGGAAGAAGGCAGAUUCGAAACUCUUAAGGAAGAUGAAGAAAAGGUGAGCCUGAUGGAAAAGGAAAAUAAUGAGGACAAAGACAUUCAAACAAGAGCAAGGACAUCUUCAUCCACAAUUCCAGGAGAGUCAGAAGAAGACCAGAGGGUUGUCAGAAUAGAUCCGAGUGACUCUAAUGACAAUCAGAGUGAUAGCUGGGAGCCUACAGAUUUGACUCCCAGUAAUCUUCAUGAAACUUCUAAUGAAAUUCCAUUUCUUUCCACUGGACACCGAUUUUCAGCUGCUGAAACCUACAUGGAGAGGCAGCUCCAUGAGGCAGCCCAGGGGAAGCAGAAGCUGCAGAGAGCUGGAGGUGUUUUCAAUCUUGCAGAAAAUCCAGAUGUGCUGGAGAUUCCCUUUAAAACAGAUAUCUCUCUUGAGUCACUCACUACCAAGGUAGGUACAAGCCAAUGCAACGAGUGGCAAUUCUCUGAACAGAAGAUGCUCAAAGAGAUAAGUCAGGAUAUUCAGAGAGAACUAGUGCUGGUCAAUCAAGGUAAAAUCCCAGGGGGGUACAGCAAAGGAGAGAUCCGCCAGUUAAAAGAGACAAAACUGCUGUUUGAAGCCUUCCAGCAGGACAAUCCGGAGGGUCCAACAAGAUACCGUAAAUCCCCCACAACUCUGAGGAAAGGUCACAUUUACCCUUCAGUGCUAGAGCGCACACGUAGCCUUGAGAUGUUUUCCCUCAAAACUUGUCCUGUUUCCAGAGCACAUUCCCUCAGGCUGUACCAAUCUGCAAAUCUUGAGAAGGAAAAAAGUCCUGACAGCAUCAGAUCAAAGAGCCCAACUGGAGGUUCACGAGACAAAACUCGCUUAUCCCCUUACCCAAAACAAGACAAACACAUUCGCCUGUACAGAAGCAUGGACUCUAUAAGCAAUGACUUCUCUACGUUAGCUGUGGAGGGUAAAGCAAAGGCAGCAAAUGCAAACAAAGAGUCUUCAAUCCUCAAGCAAAACCCAUUCUUCAAAUUGCGCCCAGCCCUGGCUCUACAACCAGAGGUAGAGAAGGACAUCCGAGAAGCCAAAGAAAGAGAAGAGGAGCUGCGCAAGCAGAGACGCAGUCUGUAUGGAGAGAAGAGACAGAAUAGUGAAGAUGAACAAAAGUCACAAACACUCCCAACAGACAGCAGGAAACAGUCACGGGGGAAACUGGAGCGGGUUUGGCCACCUCCUUCUAAAAAGGACCAGAUAAAACUGGAGCAGAUAGAGCAGGAGCCAAAAGUUCACCGAGCAGGAGGACAGAAAGCUUCUCUCUGGCAACGCUGGGAGUCCGGCCUGAUCAACGGGAAGCCGUCAAAAGAAAAGAAGUGAUGUUAUAUGUCCUGGUUUUUGAACACUACAAACAGAAUAUCACCAGCACUAGACUUAUAGUCAAAAUAACCCAAAUUGUUAUGCUAGUCCCAGCUUCAAUACUUCCUCGCUCUUUUAACUCUGCUUUGUAUCUGUGACAAAUAUGCUUUUUUGUAUCUUUAUUAUUAUUUAAAAAAAAAAAAUAACAAUACCAGUCCAUAGAUUAUGUUAGGAAAAACUCUUGGACCAAAACAGCCACUGUUCCAGCUGGUCCAGGAAAUGACUUUGUUAGAAUGCUGGCUAGCAUUAGCAGCUACUUCCUGAGAACCCUGGCUAGCAUUAGCAGCAGCUUCCUGCUCUGUCAGAUUUAGAAAGGUUUACACUUUCAGUUGACAAUUCAACAAAAGAAGGGUCCAAUCUUAUGGAACAACAUGGUUUAUACUUUUUUAAAAAAAUAAAUAUUGUACCAUUAACACAACUGUCAGUUAUGUAGACAACACUAUAAAACUAUUUAAGCUAGCCUACUUGUAUGGGAAAAAAAACUCACAAAAUAUCCUUUGUGAAUGUAGCAUGCCUAAAUCUUCAAGGGUUAACUUAGCAAGAACAAGCAAUAUGAAUAAGAAUUAAAUUAUGGGAUGUAUGGGAUAUAUUCUUGACAAUAUUAAUAAAGACCAAGCUGCUUCACACUUUUUUUUUUAGCUUUGGUGAGCCUCUUGGUUUAUGAAAGUCUAUUUCCAAAAUGCCUCUAAGCAGGUUUCAUAGGUUGGAUGCACUGGUUCUGGCUGCUCCAGUCACUGUACAAUGUCUGAAGGGACUCUUUACUAAGCCACUCUUACUCUUGGAUUUACUCUGAGGCCACACAGAGGAGAUUAAACUGAUCACAGCUGCUUUUUUCUGUAUAGCUUGAUGUAUCAUUUGUGGGUUUUGUUGCAUAUUUUCUAACAAGCCUAAAGAUCAUCCAAAGACCAGAAAAUCCUAAAUGGAGAAUAAUGAUUAUUCAAAAUAAAUUCACACCACUUAAUCCAUUGAACUGGAAUGUUUUGAUGCCCUCUAGAGGUUGUUUCAUCUUGGAGUUGAUUCCAAAUUCAAGCUGGUUAAA